UUAACUUUGAUCAAAAAAAGAAAAACAAUUAAAAUUCUUUCUAAUCAUUCAAUUUAAAUCAUAAAACAACUCAUUAUUUAUUAUAUUUAAAUGGGAUCUUGCGCUGGUAAAUCUUAAAAAUCAAAAAAUGUCAAAGGCUCUAAUUAAAAUGAGCAAGAUUUAAAACCUCAUUAAUAGGUUGGAAACGAGGCGAUGCCUGCAUAUAUUUCAGAAAUUUAAAAAAAUGAAGAAAAGACUAACAAUUAAAAAAUUGAUUCUCCAAAUAAUCAAGCAUAAUUUAAUAAUAAAGAGAGUACUAAUUAAUAAGAAGUGGCUAAAAUUUAAGAAGAUAAAGGUGUUGAUAUAACUGAAAAUAAGGAAUCCUAUUAGGUAGAAUGUUAAAAAAUGUUAAAUCAAGCGGAGAAUUAGUAAGACGAGGAGGAAAAGACUGAAGCAGUUAAGUGUAAAAAUAAUAUACAUAACUUGGACUAGCAGUCAACUUAUUUUACAUCUCACUUGAAUGAGUUGACAUCUAAAAAGGAUUGUCAAUCUUCAGAAACUUCAACAAAUAAUCGCCCAAAAAGACCCACAAAAGUAGAUACAUACUAAGUAGGUUUAGUGGUUCAGAUAUUUGAACCCACCUAAAAUUCAAUGGAAGACGUGUUCUCAAUCAACGAAGUGGACGAAGAAGUGGAAGAAGAUAGUUAAGAAAACUUAACUGAUGAAAAUGAAGAGAACAUUGCCCAAAAGAACCAACAUUUCUAAAAUUUAAAAGAAGACAACAAUUAAUUUAAGAUAUUCAAUACCAUCCAGUAAAGAAAUCCUAACGAUGUGUUAUCAUCUCUUUCUAAUUCUAAACUAAGUCAUUCAGAAAUAUAAAAUGAGCAUUUAGAAUGA
Molecule: messenger RNA, 876 nt
Organism: Tetrahymena thermophila SB210
Lineage: Eukaryota; Ciliophora; Oligohymenophorea; Hymenostomatida; Tetrahymenidae
Product: endo-1,4-beta-xylanase xylA, putative
Exons: 3
Source: RefSeq, a predicted model, not a curated record